UAUGAUAUUGUGAUUGCAUGAAUGAACAAGAGCAGCAUUUACUUAACGUCUUAGCUUAGUAACGUUAGUUAUUCAUAAUGUAAUAUGUAGUUUGGUAAUCUUUUCUUUUUUGAUUUGUUCUUCUCUUUCUCUGCAGGUUCCUUAAUCCCUGUCCUUAAAAAAUAGCACCUGAUCUUCUUUACAUAGAAAAAAAGGCACUUUUAAGAGCCACAUUUGUCUUAUUUGUAUUGUUUAUUGUCUUAUUUGUAUUGUUUAUUGUCUUGUUAUUUCUUGUUAUUCUCUCUCGCUCUCUCUCUCUCUCUCUCUCUCCAUCCAUCCAUCCAUCUCUCACUCACUCCCUCUCUCUCUUUCUCUCGCUCUCUCUCUCCAUCCCCCUCUCUCUUUCUCCCUUACUAUCUGAGUGGUUGCUUUUAAGAGAAUGACAAAGCCAAAAUUCAGGCCUUGUCCUAUCUGCCAGGUUCUUCAGCAGGCCAACCGCAAAACCUGCAGUGCUUGUUUUGCAAAACUACCAAGCAAGCGGUUAUUAAAAACUGCAAAAAUUAAUGAUGACUGGGGCCAGAAGGUCAUCAAAAACAAAAAUGCAUGUAGGGUGGUGGCCUCUGCCCAAAUAGCUGUCCAAAAACUUUUUGCCUUGGGCUAUAUGCCCAUAUUAUUUAUCAGCCAGAGGCACAAGGGCACAGGCAAGUUGAUGGCAGAUGUAAUCACGCAUCUGCCACCAACGCAAAACAACACACGCUUUUUAACAAGCAUGAAGAAGGCAUAUGACUUCCUGAUCAAAAUGAAUUAUGUGCCUCAGCCCCAGCAAGACCAGCCCCUCCAGCAAGACCAGCCCCUCCAGCAAGACCAGCCCCAGCAAGACCAGCCCCAUCAAGACCAGUCCCAGCAAGACCAGCCCCUCCAGCAAGACCAGCCCCUCCAGCAAGACCAGCCCCAGCAAGACCAGCCCCUCCAGCAAGACCAGCCCCUCCAGCAAGACCAGCCCCAGCAAGACCAGUCCCAGCAAGACCAGUCCCAGCAAGACCAGCUCAUACUCCUAGAUCAGCUCCAGCAAGAUCAGCCCCUCCACAUUGACCAUCCCCAGCAAUACCAGCCCCUCCACAUAGACCAGCCCAAGCAAGACCCUCCCCUCCACCUAGUCCAGCCCCAGAAAGACCAGCCCCUGCCCCUAGACCAGCUAUUCCCACAAGACCAGCCUACCCCAGCAGACCAACAAAUAAUUACAAUCGAAUUAUUUACGGUCGACUCUCAGGCUCAGCAGUAUGUGGAGCCUCUACCACCCAGGAAAAGACAAACCCCACUAUCCACCCCGGGGCUACCAUCCACCCUAGGCCAAAACAGACGAGCCCCACCAUCCAUCCAACCUCAACUAAAGAAAAGACAAACCCCACUAUCCACCCCAGGCCUACCACCCACCCUAGGCCAAGACAGACGAGCCCCACUAUCUAUCCAACCUCAACUAAAGAAAAGACAAACCACAGGUACAGGAGCCACACAAGCCCCACCCUCUACCCUGGCCAAAAAGAAGAAAACAAAAAGUUGCAAAUGCAGUCGACAGACAAUUUAUCCGUAUGAUAAAAUAUUGGAAAGACGGAUGAAUGAGGGGAAGGCAGCAGAGGUCAAAGUACGCUGGCUACCUUGUUCUUCCUGUGGCAGAGUCUGGGAGGACACCUGGGAGCCGGCCAGCAAAUUCGCCUGAUGACCAAUACUGUUGUGCUAUUUGUUUUGUAUAUGUUUGUCGAUAAUUAAAUUCACAAUUUUU
Molecule: messenger RNA, 1759 nt
Organism: Paramisgurnus dabryanus
Lineage: Eukaryota; Metazoa; Chordata; Actinopteri; Cypriniformes; Cobitidae
Source: RefSeq, a predicted model, not a curated record